This is a messenger RNA of Entelurus aequoreus (snake pipefish), 5340 nucleotides long. It is a transcript of the gene zbtb11, whose product is annotated as zinc finger and BTB domain containing 11. Gene Ontology annotation, molecular function: DNA-binding transcription factor activity, RNA polymerase II-specific; RNA polymerase II cis-regulatory region sequence-specific DNA binding; protein binding. Gene Ontology annotation, cellular component: nucleus. Gene Ontology annotation, biological process: regulation of transcription by RNA polymerase II. The record is from RefSeq and is a predicted model, not a curated record. Lineage: Eukaryota; Metazoa; Chordata; Actinopteri; Syngnathiformes; Syngnathidae. The coding region runs from base 1820 to 5212 and encodes 1130 amino acids. The transcript is spliced from 10 exons.
UCUGUUCGGCCACUUCUACUCCGACGUUUGUGAAACUGCCGUUCCACCUUGAUAGACACUCCCAAAAGUAGUUACAAUGCCCCAGUUUAAAGUUUUAUAGCAGCAGAACGUCGGUUAAAGUCCUUCAUACCGACAGCCAUCAGACUGUAUAAUGCACAUGUUCCUUUUGACUGUACAUGUACUGUAAAUGUAGAAGAAGAAAGAAAGCUGUAGGUGGGAUCGGUGUAUUAGCGGCUGGCUGCAGCAACACAACCAGGAGGACUUUGAAAUGGAUAGCAGACGCGCUAUCUGCCGACCUCACCUUGACUUCCUCCGUCUCCGGGCCGCCGACCGCAUUUAUGAUCGGGUGAAGUCCUUCGUCGCUCCGUCGAUCGCUGGAACGCAGGUGAGCACGGGUGUUGAUGAGCAGAUGAGGGCUGGCUGGCGUAGGUGGAUAGCUAAUGUUUUUAGCAUAGCUCUGUCGAGAUCCCGUAGCUAAGUUAGCUUCAAUGGUGUCGUUAGCAACAGCAUUUUUAAGCUUCGCCAGGCUGGAAAGCAUUAACCGUGUAGUUACAUGUCCAUGAUUUAAUAGUAUUGUUGAUUUUCUGUCUAUCCUUCCAGUCAGGGGUUUAUUUCUUUUGUUUCUAUCUGCAUUUAAGCCCGAUGCUAUCACGUUAGCUCCGUAGCUAAAGACCUUCGCCGAUGUAUUGUCGUGGAGAUAAAAGUCACUGUGAAUGUCCAUUUCGCGUUCUCGACUCUCAUUUUCAAGAGGAUAUAGUAUCCGAGGUGGUUUAAAAUACAAAUCCGUGAUCCACAAUAGAAAAAGGAGAAAGUGUGGAAUCCAAUGAGCCAGCUUGUACCUAAGUUACGGUCAGAGCGAAAAAAGAUACGUCCUGCACUGCACUCUAGUCCUUCACUCUCACGUUCCUCAUCCACAAAUCUUUAAUCCUCGCUCAAAUUAGUGGGGUAAUCGUCACUUUCUCGGUCUGAAUCGCUCUCGCUGCUGGUGUAAACAAUGGCGAAAUAUGAGGAGCCUUUCAACCUGUGACGUCACGCUACUUCCGGUACAGGCAAGGCUUUUUUUUAUCAGCGACCAAAAGUUGCGAACUUUAUCGUCGAUGUUCUCAACUAAAUCCUUUCAGCAAAAAUAUGGCAAUAUCGCGAAAUGAUCAUGUAUGACACAUAGAAUGGAUCUGCUAUCCCCGUUUAAAUAAAAAAUUAUCAUUUCAGUAGACCUUUAAGUAACAUUUAUGACAACCUUUUUCCAAAACACAAUAUUUAAUGUGAGAUAUAAUGCCUUAAUUUUAUCUUUUUUUUUCAAAACGCUUACAAAAAAGUGGGACCCCAAAAAUUUACCCCCCACCUUUGACCCCAUCAAGAACGCAGAACGCAUAUAUGUGUCCUCUUUUUGGGAUUUCACAAUGUGGUCAGCCUACUCAUCUAUAUACUUGGGUUUUCUGUUAACAAGAAUAUACCGGUUGUUUUUUAUUGGUGUAUUAUGGGGAGAAAAGUUGUGUUUAAAGGUUAAUUUCCAGUAAAGAUGGGUAGUCUUCGGUUUGUAAAACAAGCCUUUGAUUACGGCGCCAUCUUGUGGCGUACCAUUGUGGCGUUUACUUCCGCCCUGCUCGACGCAACAUCCGGUUGUGCAGCAGCCAUUUUGUCUGUUCGGCCACUUCUACUCCGACGUUUGUGAAACUGCCGUUCCACCUUGAUAGACACUCCCAAAAAUAGUUACAAUGCCUCAGUUUAAAGUUUUAUAGCAACAGAACGUCGGGUAAAAUUUUUAUUUGAAUAAUUCCGCGCCCGGAGAGGCCAAAGUUAGCCCCGUCCGCUCGGAAACAUGUCGUGCGAGGAGAGCUACUUGGCCAUCCUUCGCUAUCUGACGGAUGAAGGAGAGCCGUACGCCCCCGGCACUCCGGGCAACACCAAGAGGAAGAUACGCAAGGCGGCGGCCUGCUACGUGGUGCGGGAUGGCGUUUUGUUCUACCAGCGCCGGCGGAAGGGCCAGGACGCGUUCAGCGAGCUGGAGGUGGUGCUGCAGGACCCCCGCAGGAAGGAACUGAUCAGCCGCGCACACGUCCUGGAAGGCGGGGAGCACCUCAACCAGCAGCUCACCUGGGAGACCAUCUCUCAGAAGUACUGGUGGAGAGGUAUCCAGAAGCAGUUGAAGGACCACAUACGAGAGUGUGAGAACUGCGCACGUCGGCGGGCCACAGAUGAAGGGUCAGGGCGAGGGAUGUCCAUCUUCGGCCGCCUGACCAAACGCAAGGUGGCCGACGACGAGGAUCUAGAGGAGGAGGAAGAGCUUGACGAUGGCCUGCUUUUCAUGGACAGAUCCAAGGUGUCAGACAAUGAGGAGCUGGUUUAUGUGAACAGCACAGGUGAGGUCAACCAGUUCCUGUCCCAACACGGACAAACCAUGUUGGACAAGCUCAACCAGCAGCGCCUCAGCAAUAAAUUCUGUGACAUCACGCUGCUGAUCGAGGGCGAGGAAUACCGGGCGCACAAAGCCGUGAUGGCGGCGUGCAGCGAGUACUUCAACGAGCUCUUCUUCGAGAAGGGCGCCGCCACCACGCACGAAGCCGUGGUCGACCUCGCCGGUUUCACCAAAGACAGCUUCCUGCCGCUGCUGGACUUCGCCUACACGUCCACGCUCACGUUUAACUUCAGCAUCAUGGCGGAGAUCGCCAACCUGGCACGCCACCUGCUGAUGUCGGAGGUGCUGCAGAUCUGCGAGUCGGUGCACAAGCAGGUGGAGGCGCGGCAGCUGAUGCUGUACCAGCGAAGGCACGUCCACACGGUGGUGCCCGACCAUGUGGCGUCCCCUGAGGACGCCGCGGACGCAGGCGGCGCGUACACGGUCACCAUUCAGAGUGACGGCAGCGCGGUCGUGACCCACACGGGACUGGCAGUGGCAGGCGAGCCCUUUACCAUCGUGGCGCCUGGCGGUACCGAGCAGCAGGUGGCCGUCGAUGAGGGCACCACGGUGCUGCAAGGCGAGGACGGCCAGACGCUGACGCUAAUAGCGCACGCCGGUCAAGCGGCUCUCAUCUCCCACGGCGGCGAGGGCGAGGAGGGGGAAACCAUGACGGUGGUCACCCACAGCGGACAAGCGGGUGUCGGCAAAUCCUUCUGCUUGGCCAUCGAGCAGCCCCAGGCGGCAGAGGCGGAGACUUUUGUCUUGGACGUGGAGGCGGACCCGGCCGAGCCCUCGGAGGUCACCCCGCCCGAGGCGCACACCCCAGCGGUGGCCGAGGGUACGGCCACCGAGACGUUGGCACCGGACCAGCUUGAUCCUCCGCCACAGAAACGUAAACGCGGGCGGCCGGCCAAAGUGAAGAAGGAGGUGGAGGUGGAGGUGUUGGCGCCCCCGGUGGAGCAGCAGGAGGAGGAGGGGGCGCUCUCCACCGAUGAAGACAAGCAGGGGGACAUGUCCGACCCCAGCAAACGACGACUGCGCCAACGCUCGAUGGCGGAGGGAGGCUACGCGCGUCUGCACAUGGGCCUGGAGGGCGAGGAGGAGGGAAAGACAGUCGCAACCCCCCCACACACCACCACCCCAAAGGUGGUCCAGAGGCCCGGAAAGAGGGGGCGCCCUCCCAAGCAGCCAGUGGAGAACUCUGCAGCAGAAGAGAAGGAGUCCGCGGCAGAAGUCGACUUUGCUGUGAAUGUUUCUUCCGAACACGUUGACUCUGACGAGGCCGCCACCAAGUCGGCGGACCCUGAGGUGGCAACAGAGGAGGGAGACAAAGCGCCAGCAGACGGCGCCACGGAUGGAGACUACACGUGCAUGGAGUGCGGCAUGUCCUUCCCAAGGCGCUACGCUCUCAUCAUGCACGCCAUGAAGCACGACAAGGCGCGAGGGUACAAGUGCAGUCUGUGCAACAAAGAGUUCCAGUACGUGGCCUCGCUGCGCGCCCACCUGACCCGCCACAAGCAGAGGAGCAGCCAGCGAGCGCCCGCCGCCUCCAAAGUGUCGGACGAGGAGCGCGGCAACAAGACGACGGCGCCGCCGCAGACCACGCGCAAGUAUGUGUGCGACCUCUGCGGCAAGACGCUGCCCCGCCUCUACUCGCUCAGCGUGCACAUGCUGCAGCACACGGGCGUGCGGCCGCACUCGUGCAAGGUGUGCGGCAAGACCUUCGCCCACAAGUACAACCUGAAGAUGCACCGUGUUCUGCAUGACGUCACGAAGCAGUUCCAGUGUCAGUACUGCGACAAGUCCUUCGUCAGCAAGCGCAACAUGGAGGAGCACACCAGCCUGCACACAGGUGAGUCCAAGUACCUUUGCAACAAGUGCGGAGCCACCUUCUAUCGAGCAUCGGCGCUGAGCAAACACCUAAAGAAGCACAAACCUAAACCGGACGUGCGGGCGUUCGCUUGUUCCCGCUGCGACAAGCGCUUCUUCGAGGCCAAAGACCUGCAGCAGCACAUGAACAAGCACUUGGUCCUCAAGCCCUUCCAGUGCGAGGUGUGUGGGAAGUGCUACAGCUGGAAGAAGGACUGGUACUCGCACGUCAAGUCGCACAGCGUGGUGGAGCCGUACAAGUGUAACGUGUGCGGGAAGGAGUUCCUGGAGAAAGCGCUCUUCAGGAGGCACGUGAAAAAGGCCACGCAUGGCAAGAAAGGCCGCGUCAAACAGAACCUGGAGCGCCACUGCGAGCAUUGUGGCAGGAAGUUUGUCCAGCUCAGGGAGUACCGGCGUCACAUGAACACUCAUCAAGGAAUAAAGCCCUUCGAGUGCGUGACGUGCGGCGUGGCGUGGGCCGACGCCCGCUCCCUCAAGCGCCACGUGCGCACGCACACGGGCGAGCGUCCGUACGUGUGCCCCGUCUGCCAGGAGGGCCACAUCGACGCCCGCACGCUGCGCCGCCACAUGACCAAGCACCACGUGGACAGCCUGCCGGGCAAGAUCAUGCUGGAGAAGGACACGCUGCAGUUCCACAACCAGGGCACGCAGGUGGAGCACGCCGUCAGCAUCCUGCCCGCCGACCUGCCGCCCGAGCUGCGCCUCGCCCAGCCGCCGCCCUCCGAGGAGAUAGAGACGGUGCUCAUCACCGAGGAGACGGUGGAGGCCAUGGACGCCGUGGAGGCGGUGCAGGUGGCCGACGGCGCGGUGCUGUCGGAUCAGGGCAUCAUGCAGGUGGUCAACUACGUCCUGGCGCAGCACGCCAUCACCGGCGUCAAGGUGGAGGAGGCGCCCGAGGCCGUCCAGACAAUGGAAGUGGAGUGAACCUUUUCUUACCGUGUACAUAUUCUUAUUGUUAUUAAUAUCCAUAUGCAAAUCAUGUCGGCCCACAAGAACACUCAGGUGAAACCUUUCUAGAAACGAGCUCAUUAAAUCGACACUGACGCAUCUUC